Pelagomonas calceolata is the source of this 888-nucleotide messenger RNA. The record is from the annotation of a GenBank genome assembly. NCBI's taxonomy places the organism in Eukaryota, Pelagophyceae, Pelagomonadales, Pelagomonadaceae.
UCGUCGUCUGAGCCGACGUACGGCACCCUCGAGUCAAGACGUUUGUUUUCAUCAGCAGCGAUCACUCAGUCUAGCGGAACCGAGUAUGCAGGACUAUAGCGAGUUAGCAGCGUCUCGUGACCGUGACCCCAGCACAAAAUUCGCCUCGGCCGCGACACCGACGCAGCCGUCCGGAAGUGGGCCCCUUCAGAAUCGCGUGUGGACGCGCCACCGCCACAGAACGGACGCGCGCUCCGGACGCCACCUGGGACGUCUCCGAGAAGAACGCUCUCCCGCGCAGGCUACCUCCUGAAAUACAUUGUGAUCGGCGACACGGGCGUCGGCAAGUCCUGCCUCUUGCUCCAGUUCACGGAGCCGGGCUCGACCUUCAACGAGCGGCACGACGUGACUAUCGGCGUCGAGUUCGGCGUGCGACGGGUCGAGGUCAACGGCCAGGCGUUGAAGCUGCAGAUCUGGGACACGGCGGGCCAGGAGUCGUUUCGUUCUAUUACGCGUUCAUAUUACCGAGGGGCAGCAGCCGCUUUGUUAGUGUACGACAUCUCCAGACGAGCCACGUUCCGCAACUGCAAGACGUGGCUGACCGAAGCGAGAGCGUGCGGGAACCCGCAGAUGGUCGUGAUCCUCGUGGGGAACAAGUCGGAUUUAAGUGAAUCGACGCGCGCGGUCUCCGAGGCCGAGGGCCGCGCGUUCGCCGACGAGCACGGGUUGCUCUUCCUCGAGGCCUCCGCGAAGCAGCGGAAGCACGUCGACGAGGCCUUCGUGCGGCCGGCGGAGGCGAUCCACGGGCUGCUCGCGACCGGCGCGAUCGAGGCCGGGGACCUGUCGGGCGUCAAGAUCGGGCCCGGUUCCCGCGCGCGAUCCAAUGAUGGGGGCAAGGCGUGCUGCUAA